This is a messenger RNA of Manduca sexta (tobacco hornworm), 1211 nucleotides long. RefSeq names its product regulator of microtubule dynamics protein 1. Gene Ontology annotation, molecular function: microtubule binding. Gene Ontology annotation, cellular component: mitotic spindle pole; cytoplasm; spindle microtubule. The record is from RefSeq and is a predicted model, not a curated record. The transcript has 4 exons. Lineage: Eukaryota; Metazoa; Arthropoda; Insecta; Lepidoptera; Sphingidae. The coding region runs from base 200 to 1084 and encodes 294 amino acids.
UCAUAUUUAUUUAUUAUGUUUAUUUAUUAUAUAUUAGUCUAUGAUGUUUAUUGGCUCUGUUUAUUAUUGAUGUCUAAUUGUUGUUUUCUAGUUGUGAAAAACUAAGAUCAAUAGAGUUUUAUAUUUACAUCAACUUAAAUCAUUACAACCAAACAAAAUAAAUUGGAUUGGAUAAACUUAAAUAAUAGAAUAUUCAACAAUGAAUUUGAGUCAGAAAAUUAAUCCUAUUGUGUUUAAGUUAUUUCAACUUUCACUAAACUGUAGAAUUUUUUACAAAAACACUGCGAAAAUUAAUGCUGUUCAGACCAAACAUGCAUUCUUUAUGUCAUCUGCGCUAGCUUUUCUGUGGCCUAUCAAAACAAUAAGCAAACAAGUUGGGCCUGUUGCAAAACAGUCAACAUCUGUACUAGAAAAGGCAGAUGAAAUGUUUGAAAAUGGCCAUUAUAAAGAUUGUUAUGAAUUAUUAAAAGAAACUGGUGACAGUCAAAAUGUAGAAGUACAGUGGAGAAUCUGCAGAGCACUGUACAAUAUGUCCAAAGAGCCAAAGCAUGACAGUAAAUAUAAAAAAGAGCUUGUAUUCCAAGCAUAUGAGAUCAUAGCUAAUGAACUAAACUUCCAUGAAGAUAAUUUUGCAGUGCAGAAGUGGUAUGCAUUGUUAUUGGAUUCUAAAAGCUCAUAUGAAGGCAUUAAAGAGAGAAUUAAGCAGUUGGAAACUGUUAAAAAACAUAUGGAUCUAGCUGUCACAUUGAAUCCAAACGAUGCUACAAUAUUACACAUGCUGGGUGAAUGGUGUUAUCAGAUCACUGAACUACCAUGGCAUCAAAGAAAAAUAGCUGAAGUGUUUUUCGCUUCACCUCCACACUCUACCUAUGAAGAUGCUUUGGAAUAUUUCUUAAGAGCUGAAGCUGUACAACCUAGAUUUUACAGUUUAAAUCUUCUUAGGUUAGGCAUCUGCUAUUUGAAAUUAGAGAAGGAAGAUCAAGCCAAGUAUUAUUUGAAGCUGGCUGCAAGCUAUCCUGCUAAGUCUAAUGAUGAUCAUCUUGCAAAUAAAGAAGCUGCUGAAUUAUUAAAGAAAUUACAGUGAUAAACAGAUUAACUAGAAAUCAUCCAUAAUCAUAGUUUUAAGCUCUCAUGUAUUUAUUGUAAUAAUUUCAAUAUUAUUAAUGUACCUAUUUUCUACUUUUAUACUAAACAACUAUAUUAUGUAAUAA